AUGAGCCGUUUGGUCGUCCUCCUCGCCGUGGCUCUGGCCACCCUGCUGACCCUGGGAGCUGGAGGGCCCAUACAUGGACGGGGGUCCCGGCGCAAGCUGCUCCUCGUGUCCUUCGAUGGCUUCCGCUGGAACUAUGACCAGGAUGUGGACACCCCCAAUCUGGACACCAUGGCACAGGAAGGCGUGAAGGCUCAAUACAUGACCCCUCCCUUCAUCACCUUGACCAGCCCUUGCCACUUCACCCUGGUCACUGGCAAAUACGUGGAGAACCACGGUGUGGUACAUAACACAUUCUACAACACCACCUCCAAGGUGAAGUUACCUUACCACAGCACGCUGGGCAUCACAAAGUGGUGGGACAAUGGCAGCAUUCCCAUCUGGAUCACCGCCCAGAAGCAGGGUCUGAAGUCCGGCUCCUUCUUCUUCCCUGGUGGGAACGUCACCUACCAGGGCAUGGCGGUGACGCAGAGCCGCAAGGAAGGCAUCUUCCACAACUACAAAGACGAACAGGAAUGGAGAGCAAACAUCGACACAGUGAUGAGGUGGUUCACCCAGGAGGGCCUAGACCUGGUCACGCUCUACUUUGGGGAGCCUGACUCCACUGGCCACAAGUUUGGGCCCGAGUCUGCAGAGAGGAAGGACAUGGUGAGACAGGUGGACCGCACGGUGGGCUACCUCCGCCAGAGUAUUCAGCAGAACGGCCUGGCAGACAGCCUCAACCUCAUCAUCACAUCAGACCACGGCAUGACCACCGUGGACAAGAAUGCCAGCAACCUGGUGGAGUUCCACAAAUUCUCCAACUUUUCCUUCAAAAACAUCUCAUUUGAGCUACUUGACUACGGUCCCAAUGGCUUGCUGGUUCCCAAAGAGGGGAUGAUGGACAAGGUGUACGAGGUCCUCAAGGAUGCGCACCCCAAGCUCCACGUCUACAAGAAGGAGUCGUUCCCCAAGGUCUUCCACUACGCCAACCACCCCCGCAUCACGCCCCUGGUCAUGUACACUGACCCUGGCUACGUCAUCCACGGGAGAGUGAACGUUCAGACCAACAACGGUGAACAUGGGUAUGACAAUGGAUACUGGGACAUGAAGACCAUCUUCCGGGCAGUGGGCCCCAGCUUUAAGAAGGGUUUUCAGGUGAAGCCCUUCGACAGUAUCCACGUGUAUGAGCUCAUGUGUAAACUGCUGGACAUCAGCCCUGAGCCCAACGACGGCAACCUGAACACCCUCUUGCCCCUACUGAGUGAAGCUGUGACAGAUGCUGGUCUCCGGCCAAGCAGCCAGCCCCACUUGGUGAUGGGGCUGAUGGUCACCGCGGGCCUUCUGAUCAAGAUCAUAUAG
This is a messenger RNA of Chrysochloris asiatica (Cape golden mole), 1338 nucleotides long. RefSeq names its product ectonucleotide pyrophosphatase/phosphodiesterase 7 (gene ENPP7). The record is from RefSeq and is a predicted model, not a curated record. Lineage: Eukaryota; Metazoa; Chordata; Mammalia; Afrosoricida; Chrysochloridae. Bases 1 to 1338 code for a protein of 445 amino acids. The transcript has 5 exons.